Messenger RNA from Dromiciops gliroides (monito del monte), 486 nucleotides. Its product is annotated as 40S ribosomal protein S17-like. Lineage: Eukaryota; Metazoa; Chordata; Mammalia; Microbiotheria; Microbiotheriidae. The coding region runs from base 1 to 486 and encodes 161 amino acids. The record is from RefSeq and is a predicted model, not a curated record. Gene Ontology annotation, biological process: translation. The transcript has 2 exons. Gene Ontology annotation, molecular function: structural constituent of ribosome. Gene Ontology annotation, cellular component: ribosome.
AUGAUCAGUGCUAGCACAGGCAUUCCCUGUAAUCUCUUUCUGACUGUUACCAAUCCUCUUUUCAUCUCUGGUUUGACAGCUCCCAAAGCUGCUGCUGUUUCUAUUUUCAUCACCACAGCUAACUUGGGUCACCUUUGGACCAAGACCAUGAAGAAGGUGGCGCAGGUCAUCAUCGACAAGUACUACUCCCACCUGGGUAAUGACUCCCAGACCAACAAGUACAUAUUCAAGGAAAUUGCAACCAUCCCCAGCAAGAAGCUCUGCCACAAGAGUGUGGGAUAUGUUACUCGUCUGAUGAAGUACAUCCAGAGAGGCCCUGUGAGAGCGAUCUCCAUCAAAUUGCAGGAAGAACAAAGAGAAAGGAGGGCUAAUUAUGACCCUGAGGUCUCUGCUUUGGAUCAGGAGAUCAUUGAUGUGGACCCUGAUACCAAAGAAAUCUUGACACUCCCGGACUUUGGCAGUUUGUCCAACCUGCAAGUUAACUAG